GAUGACCAAGUGCCAGACCAAGUUAUUAAUAUUUCAUCACAGCUUGAAGAAACAGCUUUAAGUAAAAUCAAUCAACUGAUUGGAAGUUUGGAUGAACCAAUUAAUAAUUCAAUUCCUAUCAUAAAAAAAGAAUCAGAUGAACAAAACCCUCUUGUGAAAAUAAAGAAAGACCUUAUGCAACCUCUUAAACCUUAG
Cetraspora pellucida is the source of this 195-nucleotide messenger RNA. NCBI's taxonomy places the organism in Eukaryota, Fungi, Glomeromycota, Glomeromycetes, Diversisporales, Gigasporaceae. The record is from the annotation of a GenBank genome assembly.